AUGGAGCUUGCGUGCGGUUCCCAAGAACCGCCAGUGGAAGGAAGUGAUGAUUGGAUCACCUACGACGAGACAGAUGAAGAACAGGCUGAUGAAGAAUACAAUGGGUACGACGAGCACUCGGGUGCUCCUUUAGAGAAUGGCGAUGAAGCGGGAGAUGAAGAAUCUGAGCUCGCAAAAGUAUUCGGUUGCUGCAGUCGGGCAGAAGGACUAAAAAAGCUUGCUGAACUGCGCAACGACAUGACACUACCUCUUCGGCUGUAUGUCAUGGUCGACAAGUACGACGUGCCUGCCUUUCGACUCCUAGCUCGUGAUCGAUUUUACCGCGCCGCGAAGCUCGUUUGGGAAGAGGCCGAGUGUUUUCCUGACGUGGUUGAUGAGUUGUGUCAGACCACGCCGCCGACGGACACUGCAAUGAGGGAGAUUGUAUGCAGGCUUGUUGCGUCUGUGAUCCAUGUUCCUAGGGUCAGGGAUAAGAUGAGGAGUGUUAUGAUGAAGCAUGGGGAUUUGGCUGCUGGGGUCGUGGAGUAUUCCAUCCAUCUUCAUACCCUUUUCGUCUGA
Molecule: messenger RNA, 558 nt
Organism: Fusarium fujikuroi IMI 58289
Lineage: Eukaryota; Fungi; Ascomycota; Sordariomycetes; Hypocreales; Nectriaceae
Exons: 1
Coding region: 1-558 (185 amino acids)
Source: RefSeq, a predicted model, not a curated record